AAAAAACUGGGUACUCCCUGAAAAAAAGAAAAUGUUGUGUCGUAAGAAUUGGAGUUGUGUGGAAACAGGAUCUGAACCAGUGUAUCUGAACGUGUAUGAUCUAACGCCAAUUAAUGGCUAUGCUUACUGGUUCGGACUUGGGGUUUAUCAUUCUGGUGUUCAGGUUCAUGGGGUUGAAUAUGCGUUUGGGGCUCACGAAUAUCCAACAACUGGGAUAUUUGAGGCAGAACCCAAACAGUGCGAUGGGUUCACCUUUAGGAAAUCAAUUUUGAUCGGGAAAACGGAGUUGGGUCCUGCGGAUGUGAGGGGAGUUAUGGAGGAUUUGGCCGAUGAAUUCAAAGGAAAUGCUUACAAUUUAAUCACCAAAAACUGUAACCAUUUCUGCAACGAUGUUUGCAUCAGGUUGACUUGA
Messenger RNA from Hibiscus syriacus, 412 nucleotides. RefSeq names its product deSI-like protein At4g17486. Gene Ontology annotation, biological process: protein deubiquitination. Lineage: Eukaryota; Viridiplantae; Streptophyta; Magnoliopsida; Malvales; Malvaceae. Bases 32 to 412 code for a protein of 126 amino acids. The record is from RefSeq and is a predicted model, not a curated record. The transcript has 2 exons. Gene Ontology annotation, molecular function: deubiquitinase activity.